Brienomyrus brachyistius is the source of this 2066-nucleotide messenger RNA. Its product is annotated as CD82 antigen-like. The record is from RefSeq and is a predicted model, not a curated record. Gene Ontology annotation, cellular component: membrane. NCBI's taxonomy places the organism in Eukaryota, Metazoa, Chordata, Actinopteri, Osteoglossiformes, Mormyridae. The transcript is spliced from 9 exons. The coding region runs from base 164 to 934 and encodes 256 amino acids.
AGAGGGUUAAGAGAAAUGAGCGCCCACUAUCUACCACUCUGUGGAGGUUCAGCUGGCUUUUGCAGAGGUUUCUCAUUGCUGUCAAAACGCUGCAGCUGUGCUGAACUGAUCGGAACUCAUUCAGUUUCAAGCCUAAGAAAAGUGAGAUUUUGCGGACACGACAAUGGGGAAGGGCUGCAUCACGGCGACCAAAUACUUCCUGUUUCUCUUCAACCUCUUCUUCUUUAUUUUUGGAGUCGUCCUUUUUGGAUUUGGACUUUGGAUUCUUCUGGAUAAUCAGAGCUUCAUUACUGUUCUGCAGGAGUCCUCCAGCUCCCUGAAGGUGGGCUCCUACAUCCUGGUUGGCGUUGGCUCACUCUCUGUUCUCAUGGGCAUCCUUGGCUGCUUUGGGGCUAUCUAUGAGAUCCGCUGUGUCCUGGGCCUGUACUUCACAUGCCUCCUGGUGAUCCUCAUUGCCCAGAUGACAGCUGCUGUGCUGAUGUACUUCCAGAGGGACCUGCUGAAGAAUGAGAUGUCCAUCAUUGUGAAUAAGAUCUUGGUGGACUACGCUGGAGGCAACAAGACUACAGAGCAAGCCUGGGAUUAUCUCCAGAGGACAAUUCACUGCUGUGGCUGGACCGGACCGGGCAACUGGACUGAGAACACGCUCAUCAGGAACAGCUCCCGGGUGCUGUACCCCUGUUCCUGCCGAAAUAUGUCCCUGCCCGGCGUGGGCCUGGAGGAGAAAGGCCUGUGCGAGUCACUGUCCUCGGAAUGGCCCGUCUACCAGACGGGUUGUAUCUCCAGUGUGGAAAGCUGGCUCUUCAACAACUACGGAGUCAUCAUUGGGAUUUGUGCUGGAGUAGCAGCCAUUGAGUUCCUGGGAAUGCUGCUCUCCAUUUGCUUGUGCCAGAGCAUCCAGCAAGUGGACUACACCAAAGUCCCGGCGUACUGAAGACCCCCCCACGGCGCUGACACCCACCUCUUCUCUCCACAAUAUCCUACGCAGACACUGACGAUCUCUGUGUCACUCUCCUAACACACAGACACAAACACACUCACACACACACACACACUGUCCUCUGCCAUGAUACUGAUGCUGGAGAGAUAUGUAACCUCAUUACUGUAGCUCAGAUGAUGCUGAAGUCUUUCAUUUCAGUUUCAGGUACUGAGGGUGGGGGCUGUAUUGGUAGGAAGGUCUUUGUCGAGCAGUUUUAAACCCAGGAGUCCUACACCUCAGCCCUCCGACUGAAUAAGCACCAACCAGGCAAGAAAAGAUAAAGCUGAUCCUUAGCCAGGGCCAACGAUGCAUAUUUCAGUGUGAUGUUAUGACUUUUAUUAAUGUCAAGGUAGUGUUUUAUUACGAUGAUGUUUUAGGUGAGAAUGGAAGUGCUUUGUAUUGUAGCUGUUAGUCCAGUCCUGAGAGCACUUUAGUACAUUUUUCAAAGCUGUUGAUCAGUGACGUGGAGACCAAAAAAAAGCCAGACCCUGGCUUUGGGGGAGGAGGGGGGGUCAAGGCCAAAUCCAAAUUUCUGUUUGAUUUGUUGCAUUUUAUUCAGUGCCCCCCCAUACCUGCUGCACCCUAUUGGCUGGGCACACUGUUAUUCGGCAUUAUAUGGGCUUCUGUCUGGUUCUGCAGAGCCCAUAUGCAGUGCAGUGCCAUUCGCUAUCACCAGUGCAGGCUGCAGUGUUGCCAUGCCAAUCAUGCUGCAGUGUUGCCAUGCCAACUCCUCCUGUUCCCUUGGCAUUUGAGUUUGGCUUGGCUGGUCUUUAAAAGAAUUAGCUUAUUAAAAAAUUCUGCAUAGUUUUAGCAAGAAUUAUUUUGGUGGGUGCAUGUUUUUCUAUUGUAAAACUCUCAUUUAUGUCUUAAAAAACAGUUGUUUACUGAAUGCCACUGAUUUAAACAUGUUUCUCCUUUUUUGGUACCUGAUGGCGUGUGUGUUUUUCUGAAGGUUUGCUGGUCACAGUAAUACCAUGUCAGUUGGAUUAUUUAAUAUGGCUUUUAUAAUUAAUGUUAAAUUAGUUACUCGAAAAUGAUAUGGUCAGUGUAAUCAGCAGUUUUGUAUAAUAAAAAGCUUUUGAUUUAA